This is a messenger RNA of Phyllotreta striolata, 1670 nucleotides long. Lineage: Eukaryota; Metazoa; Arthropoda; Insecta; Coleoptera; Chrysomelidae. The record is from the annotation of a GenBank genome assembly.
CUUUAGGUUAGUUUUACAGUAACAGCUCUUACGGUGCAGUUAGUAGUCGUAAGGAACACCUGUUAGUACAAUUGAUGAUAUCGCCGACGACAAAGUGAGAGUGUUCGUCCGCCGACGGUUCCGUUUUCUUGCACACCACUAUUAACCGAGUGUCGUCGAGUAUAUAUUCACGAAAAAAUUUUUGAAAAUUUUUUUUUCGCUGUCAAAGUGUUGGGUGUGGGAGACAAAGUGCCUGGCAUGACAGUGCAGGACGAUCCAAAGGUCAUGCCUCAGACAGCAGCUACGAGAUCUCGUUUUAUGAUAACGGACAUCUUAAGUGGACCUGCUGAUGGGGCUGCUAUAAUUAGGGGAAGAUCGCCGAGUCCGGGCCCGAGGGAUUUGUCGUUGCAUUCGAAUCCGAUACACGAUAGCGAUACGGAUAGUUCCGGUCAUCCGGAUACCUCUAGUAUCUGCUCAAAUGGACAAAACGGAGACGACUCGUUAUCGUCGAAAAACGGUGCAAUAAGUAAAAAGCAAAGGAAAGCGCGAACGGCCUUCACCGAUCUGCAGUUACAGACGCUAGAAAAAAGUUUCGAAAGACAAAAAUACCUCAGUGUACAAGAUAGGAUGGAAUUAGCAGCUAAACUUAGUCUAACCGAUACGCAAGUGAAAACCUGGUACCAAAAUCGAAGAACGAAAUGGAAACGACAAACGGCCGUCGGUUUGGAGCUGCUCGCCGAAGCCGGCAAUUACGCGGCCUUUCAAAGGCUCUACGGCGCCCCGGCCUACGGCUGUUGGUACCCGCCGCAAUCGGCCGGCCCCACGGCCGCCCCCACCGCCGCCGACAUCUACUACAGACAGGCGGCCGCCGCCGCCGCGGCCACCCUCCAGAAACCGCUGCCCUACCGGCUCUAUCCUCCGAGCAUGGGCUUGGGCAUACCCGGACCCAGCGCACACAUAGGUUCGUUGGCGGCGAGCAGCUCGUUGAGCACGCUGAGCAGUUAUUACUCGAGUCCGACGCCCGAGGGACCGUCCCCGAGGUCUCCGAGUCCUGAUACGCCGCUGGAUCCGGGUUCGCCGGGCACGGCGGGCAGGCGGUCGCCUUCGGAAGACGAAGACACCAUUCACGUUUGAACGUGGUCGCGCGCAAAAUUCCAAUUGUGAUAUAAAAAGUGUACUAUAGCUGGACUUGUUAAUUUAUUUUCUUGGCGCUUUUCAGUGUAUUUGUCUUUAGACGGGACUCGCGAUUUGUGCGUACGGACGGAGAUUUUUUUUUGUAAUUAUAUUAGAGAACAUGUUGUCGUCUACCUGCUGUAUAAAAAUUUCAAAAAAAACAGUGGCCAGUGUAAAUGGAAUAUACGUCCGCAUUAUUAGUACAUAACAUUAAAGAAUCAUUUGAAAAUCAUUCGAUAUUUACCUCAAAAACACAAAAUUUUCAAUUAUUUAUUAUGUUAUGUGAUAAAAAUGUGUAAAUUAGAUGUGUUUUUUUUUUCGCCACAAUGUGUAUAAUAUAUUGUAAAAUCGGUGCGCAAGCCGUACUUUGUAAAUGGUUUUUAAUUUAUGAUUGCACUUCUGUUGUAAUCGAUUUUUCUUUCUUCUCCCUUUAUUUGUUUAUUUUUGGCUCAAUGAGUAUGUUUAUUCAUGUUAAAAUUAGAAAAUAGAAAAUAAAGGAUUUUAAGUUUUUAUUAUUA